CCCAUUUGCACCCCAAUAAUCUGUCCGAUUCUUGUUUUUCUCUUUUAAUCCGACAUCGGAUUUUGAUUUGGUUUUGAAUUUUUGAACGUUAUGGGGACCUGUUUGAGCAAAAAAAGUGUCUGCGCGACUGCUCCGGUGACCGCUCCGGUGGCGGAUCCGGCGCCGGCGGAGAGUCAGACGGCGGAAGAGCAAGGGCUUAUCAAGAAGGAGAUUUUUGUAAUUAAACACCGGACGAGCCACGAGAUUGAGCGGCGGAAGGCGGAGGAGGAAAAGGGGGAAGGCGGCGGCGCGGAGGAAGUCGCCGGGAAAUGCGAAUCUGGAAGCUCCGGCAACGCAGCACCGCCCGUCGGCGGAGGGGCGGCGGUGGUGAGGAGCUCCAGCUGCACGAAAGAAGAAGUCGACGCUAUUUUGAUUCAAUGCGGGCGGCUCAGCCGCUCGGCCUCCGCCGGAAAACCCGGCCAGUCGUCGGAAAUCGGCGGCCGGAAGUACUCCGGUUCAAAGCGUAGCUUCGACUUCGACAACGACACCGGAAAAUCCGACGGCAACACCGGCGACGACGAGAGGGAGCUCCGCCGCCGCGAGCGCCACCGCCACUCCCCCUCUCGGCGGCGGACGCCGAGCCGGGAGAGAGAUCGCGACCCGACCCGGUCCACCAGCCGGGAACGAACCGGAAACGGCGGCCGGAGGGUGAGCAGAUCCCCCGGCCGGAGAUCUGAAUCCCCAAACUCAUCCAAACCUAAUUCCGAACCUAACCCCAACGCUAACUCCAAACCUAGCAAAAUGGUCUCCGUCCCCGCCACCGUCCCGCCGCCCGCCGCCGCCGCAGAUCCCAAUUCCUCCACCGCCAUUAAAAGGAUCCAAGUCAAGAGAAACGCCGCCACGUCGCCGCGAGCCCGAUCGCCGGCGAGAACCCUCAGCCGAAGCAAUUCUCGUAAAACCGAUAACUCUCCUUACCGGCGGAACCCUCUCGCUGAAAUCGACAACAACGUUAGCUCACAGAACUGCAGAAAAACCUCAAAGCUCGAAGAACCUGUCCAUGGCCAAACCUUCGUCCUGUCCGAAAACCUAGCAAUGAACGUGAUUCCAUCCUCAGGAAUCAGAUCCUCCAGGCAAUCUCGCGAUUUCGACAACAACAACGAUGCAAUACCAAAUCCAAAUCCAAAUCCAAAUGUUACAUCGUCCUACACAGCGUUAUUACUAGAAGACAUCCAGAACUUCCACCAGAAGAAGAAUUCCAACAAUUCGCCGGCGCCGGAGCUGCCGGCUUGCGUGGUGAAAGCUCAGUCGAUCCUCGAAGCCGUAGCCGAUCUCAAUAUGAUCGGCGGCGAAAACAGGGGAAGUAGCAGAAUCAGGCAGCAUCCUGUAAUGGAGUCCGAGGUUGUCGGAGACGAGGAUGAUCUAACACAACCGAGCUUCCAUAAGUACGUGACGGUGAGGCGGGGCACCGCCGCCGACACUGCCGCCACGGAGGAGCAGCAGGAAUCUUCCGGCAGCAAUAGCCUGCAGCAGCAGCAAUGGUUGUCGUCAUCGUCGUUGUCCGGCUGGGAGCCGAAUUCAGCCGAGUCGACCGACCGGUGGACGUGCUCGUCUUCGUCGAGAGCUGUCGGAAAACAGAGCUCCGUUGCUGCUGCUCCGGUGACGUCAGAAUCCGGCAAUGGCGCGAAACGAGGGACGAAGAAAAGGGAAUAUUCCGAUCAUCAGAAUGGAAUCGGGCGCGGCAGAGUAGCGUCGCGGGGAUCGCACGCCGCCGCCGCAUCGACUUGAAAAAGUGUUGCUAUUUGUUGUGUUGUAGUUAAUGUUGUUCUGUUGAUUGUGUUUCCCUUAAUUUCGUGAAAUCAGUUCAUUCCUUGUUAACGGGGAAACAUUUUUAUUA
Molecule: messenger RNA, 1873 nt
Organism: Andrographis paniculata
Lineage: Eukaryota; Viridiplantae; Streptophyta; Magnoliopsida; Lamiales; Acanthaceae
Exons: 2
Coding region: 91-1764 (557 amino acids)
Source: RefSeq, a predicted model, not a curated record